AUGGCAGAUAAGAGCGAAGAAGAAUUCUGCAUUGGGCAUCCGACAGCUCGAAAUGAAAGGAAUCCUUCAUCGUCUGGUUUGGGGGAAGCCUCAAUAUCCUCGGACAAGAAUAGAGGUUCACCUGAGGGAGAUGACGCUUUUCGGAAUCUCAGUAUUAUAUCAUUUAGAUAUGACACACUGUCUGUUCGUAGAAAUCUAACUCACAGCAUUGCUAAUGUAGACGACGAUGUUCUGACGUUCGAUACAUAUGACAUUUUUAAACCACUAUCGAAUGUAACCAGUGAAGAAAGCAGCUUGGUUCACAAAAUCUAACAAAAACAGAGAAACGCUGACUUUAACUGUGUCAUCAGGAUUGCCAAGUAUUGUUCCUCUCGUUGUGAUUAUCUAGUUAAAGGUAAACAUUCGAGGGAAUGGACGCCAUUCAGAUGUGAACUCAGUGAGUUCUGCAGGUUUGAGACUCGUUUUAUAGGUAACCUCACCAAGGAGGUUAUGAAGACCAUCGAUGUUGUUUUCUUUAUACCCGGAUAUCGGGAUGUUCGUCUGAAGCAAGUGAUGGCUGCAAGACCACCAGGACAACUCUAGGUCCUCUGCGCCAAAGAGAGUCCUCAGCAUGACCCAGAUUAUGCUCCUCGAGGUCUAACAGGAAACCCUUUCAAUCUCACCAUGACGUAUGUCAGGGACAGUGACAUUUACUUCCCAUACGCCACCGUGCGGAAGCUUGGGAAGCCAAAUGAACAUCCGCCAGAUAUUCCAAAGAAAACCAAGCUGAUAGCUUGGAUGGCAUCCAACUGCAAUCCAUAUUAUUGGAAACGAACUGAACUAGUGAAAGCGAUUCAAGGGAAUAUCUCAGUGGAUAUGUACGGCAAGUGCGGUACGGGAAGACUUGCCCAUGAUAAAACCAUGGAGACCCUCAAGCAAUAUAAAUUCUAUAUCGCGUUUGAAAAUAGCGAAUGCCGGGAUUACAUCACGGAGAAGGUGUGGAAAAAUUGCCUUUUACAGGGAAUCGUACCCAUCGUCUACGGAUCAACGCGCGAAGGCUACGAGAAGUCACUCCCAAGGAAUUCCUUCAUCUCCGUAGAGGAUUUCAGUAACAUGAGCGAAUUUGUAGAUUACAUUCACGCACUGGAUAAAGACGACGCGCGUUACAUGAAAUAUUUCGACUGGAGGAGGGACGGCGCAGUGCAGUUUCACUCUCCAUCUGCGUUCAGAGGUAGCAGACCGGAACUGAAUUUCUGUUACCUCGUCAAAAAACUACUCCACGUCUUCGUACAUCCAGAGAACACUUGGCAGAAAAGAAAUCCAGAUUUUGCAUCUUGGUGGCGAGGGCAAUGUGCCGAUUAUUCUAUUAAGAAAAUCGUUCUGGGAUUCAAUACCCAUCGGUCAAGAGAAGAAAGGCAAUCAUCAAUGCAUCUAAGAGACGUGGUGACAUAGAAAUGUAGUUGGUGUAAUUAAUUGAUAUGAAAAGCCAUCGAGAUGUUAUCAUGCUAAAAAGAUCUGGUUAGAGUUCUACCUUGAAUAUAUA
Molecule: messenger RNA, 1522 nt
Organism: Lytechinus pictus (painted urchin)
Lineage: Eukaryota; Metazoa; Echinodermata; Echinoidea; Temnopleuroida; Toxopneustidae
Product: alpha-(1,3)-fucosyltransferase 4-like
Exons: 2
Cellular component (GO): membrane
Molecular function (GO): alpha-(1->3)-fucosyltransferase activity
Source: RefSeq, a predicted model, not a curated record